AUGCGCAGGUGCUCUCCGAGGGAGCAGACAAGUGAAGGAGGAGCUAAUACCCCUGAGACAUCACCUCUGACAUUUUCAAGAGAGCCUCUCUUAGAAGCUCGUGAAUUCAGCCUGUCCUUCAGACGCUCCAUCUUUGGCCAGAAAGCCCCCGUUUUAGCUCCAUACUCUUCUGUCGCCCAACACGAAAACCAAAACUGCACCUCUGGGGAAUACGACUUCCAAAACAAAUUUCUCGCUCCAAACCACACCAAGUUUUCCUGCAAGUUCACAGCAGAUAGGCUUCAAAACUGCUCCGGAGUCCAAGAUCGCAAUUUUGGAUUCGAGGAUGGAAAACCAUGCUUCAUUAUAAAAAUGAACAGGAUUAUCAACUUUCUCCCCGGCACUGCCUCUCCUCCAAGGGUGGAAUGCACAACUCUGGACCGAAAAGAGUCAGAACCCCUGGAAGUGGUGUAUUAUCCAGAUAACGGCACUUUUAGUCCGCACUAUUUCCCUUAUUAUGGAAAGAAAGCUCAGCCUCACUACAGCAACCCUCUGGUAGCAGCAAAAUUCCUCAACAUUCCCGAGGACGUAGAAGUCUCUGUGGUGUGCAGAGUCGUCGCCGACAAGAUUACCUCAAACAAUCCCCAGGACCCCUAUGAAGGAAAAGUGGAAUUUAAAGUGAAAAUUGAAACUGCGGACCCAGUAAUUAGUUGUUACAGUGACCCACUGAGCAAACAUUCCACGAAUAAAAGCACACUGUCAGCCUCCCUCUACACAUUCCUCAGGAGGAACCACGGAGUUAAAUAUUUGCCUCUUUCCUUAUCAUUAGAAAGGCUGUGA
Tachyglossus aculeatus (Australian echidna) is the source of this 819-nucleotide messenger RNA. It is a transcript of the gene ATP4B, whose product is annotated as ATPase H+/K+ transporting subunit beta. NCBI's taxonomy places the organism in Eukaryota, Metazoa, Chordata, Mammalia, Monotremata, Tachyglossidae. Gene Ontology annotation, biological process: intracellular potassium ion homeostasis; sodium ion export across plasma membrane; potassium ion import across plasma membrane. Gene Ontology annotation, cellular component: sodium:potassium-exchanging ATPase complex. The record is from RefSeq and is a predicted model, not a curated record. The coding region runs from base 1 to 819 and encodes 272 amino acids. Gene Ontology annotation, molecular function: ATPase activator activity. The transcript is spliced from 7 exons.